CUUCGUCGAGUGUUGAACGAAAACUCGAGAAGAACGCGAAGCCUGCCCCGGGACGCUGCCCACCGGUGUCGCCCCUCAGUCGCGCAGCACGGCCGAGAGAGGCCAACCCGGUGCACACGCAGGGAUAAGCAGAAGGCACACACGUACACUCGGAAGAGUCCCAAGGAGUUUUCUGCUUCUCGGAGUCUCGAGGAAAAAACGGUUCUCCAGCCUCUCUCCACUCAACGAUGGGUACGUCCACCAGAAACGCCAACUGCCAUUUGUCUCUGCCGGGAGGACCCCUGCCUUGGGUGGUACAUCUGCGCCUACCUCAAAUGCCACCCCGCUUGUGCGUGCUUCACCGUUUGUGCGCGAAUUGCGAAUACUCUCAUUUUCGACGGCGUAGAAAAUCCCGAUGCAGACGGGGAAGAAGGGGAAAAGCGCAAAAAGCGUCUAGAGGCCGUUAUCAAGAAAGGCGGAACGGAUCUCGCGUAGAUCCGUCUUUCCCACUCUGCGGGCAACAGCAGUGGCAUGCCCAUGUUCCGUUCAUGGGAACCCGAAUUUAUGCGAAAACUGAGGGAGUACAGGUCCAACAAGCGAGGCUGAACGGGAGGAAAGGGACGACAUGUUGACAACUGCUGAACGAACCUCUGGAAACGGUAUUUUCGUCUGACAGCGAGUGUGGCAAGAGGCCAGGCAUAGCGGCCUAGCAAGUCAGCUCGUCACCAUCACCGGUUUAAGAAAGAUAUUCUCACUCUGCCGUUUUUAUGUCUUCGUCCAGAUUUCGGCACUCUUGGCAAGUUGAGCUAUCGCGGUUUCCCCUGUUCUGGCCCUUACAAGGAGGCAGUGCGGUUCGCGGGUGCCAUCGACAUGUAGAGGUCUGCAGUGUCCGGGAAAAUCUGCCAGUGUGUUUGAGUCUCUCCGAAUCCGCGUGUAGAUCCACCUCGGCGAACCUCGAGUCUCCUGUGGUUCACGCCUCUGUCUGUAGACGCGUCGCUCCUCCAGUCUGUUUUUUUUAAUUUUCCCGCCGAGGAAACGGGUCAACCCGGUUUUCGUUUUGACGGCAAAAAAGGGGUUGUAGCCACAUCUGAUGCCAGGUGUUCCGCGUUCUGUCUACACGUGCUUUUUCAGGAGACCUCGACAGCAAACUGGAGGAAAGCCUCCGGCGGCUGAUCAUCGGUUCGCGGUUUCCAGAGCAGGAGCAGAGCGGGUCUUCGACGCCUCGUGACUUCACGCUCGCACCUCCUCGCUUGUUCGACAGCGCGCUCGGGCCAUGCCGCACGUACUUUCCAGCUCCCGGUGUCCUGCCAAUGCAUGAUCGACACUCGCCCAAGAACGCAACUCCUCCGCAGCCUCCGUCCUCCAACGACGGUGCGUUCUCCCGCAUUUCCCAGCCACCUUGCGGGGAUUUCUUCUCAGGAUUGCCGUCAUUCCCCUCCGACCUGGCGGCGCUCUGCGUAGGUGCAGGACACCACACCGGGCUGGCCGCGUCGCCGGCGUCGUCCAAGCACGACUGUGACGCCUCCGGACUAGAGCGAUGUGAACCGGAGCGUUCUGCGGACAACGCAGACGGCCCGAUGCCGCCUCUGAAAAAGAACGGCGACCGGAGCCGGAGUAGUGUUGCGUAUGGACCCGCGUCCGGGGACCACAGUCGCCAGCAAAUGUACUUCCCUGCGCAGAAAACGCCCUCUGAGGGGAGUCCUACUGCGGCUUCAUGCGCCCCGAAACCGCAUCCCGCUCCCCCGCCAGCUCCGGCGCUCAACAACUCGGCGACGCGGGCACCUGGUCCACCGCCCUCGCUUGUGCUGCCCCCAGAAAUCAUGAACAGUGGGAGGGACGCGUGUGUCCUCGUGACGUUGCCGCUGUGCUUGCCUUACGGGAAGAUCCUCAAUGUCUGUGGAGAGUCCGAAACGAGCUGCUGCAAGCGCAACUACUACUGCAUCAGUCCGAAACUGAACUACGCAGCGUGGAAGCUCUUUGCUCACUCCGGUGGCAUCUGCGACACGUACGCGGCCGCGCUGCACGUGGAGGUUGCCAUCAUUCAUGUUCCCGAACCCCUUCUCCCUCAGGUCGCAGAUCUUUUCAUGAAGCACACUGCACAGUCCGAUUUCCACUUCGACAGUCCUCUCCAACUCAAGUGCGGAAACCUUCAGGAGAGGCCUGCUCCAGUCAGAGCAGGCGGAAAAGUCCUCACUCUCGAAUGCUUCUUCAGCGACCAACAAGAACGCAAGAAGCUGGCCGCCAUUGAACACUUUCUUAGUGGCUUCCGAACUGAGCUGGAAUAUCUCAUUUCUUCGCACCGGCCCCACCGAUCGGGCCACAACGGACGGAAACCGAACAUCUGGAGACUUUCCAGAAACCAGUCUGGUUGCCGAAAUAAUGGCGGCCACCAUCGGGGGCCUCGUCUGGAUGUGACCGUUCGCGCUUUCCAACAGCAAGGGUCGCAGCCUGCAAGUACGGGCAGCGGAAUUCAAGAAGCCAGCGGGCUCGUUGCAGAUGUGUGUGCAAGCGAAAUCCGACUGGUCACGACGCGAAGCUACGGCCAGCUCACUACCAAGGCAGAUCCCCGAUUCCCCGAGAGCAAAGUCGGGACGCGGUGUCUUCUCCGAGCUCAGCGGACAUCGGGAUCGAAGACUGGGUUCACUGUGCCGUGUCGGAAGGUGUUUGCACCGCAAGAAGUUCCCGAAGUGCUGCCUCUCGUUUUCCGGCCAGGGUCUCUGAUUAGCCAAGAGCAGCAGCGUGCAUGCGUCGAGUGGGAGGUGACGCAUCGAAUGGAAAAGGAGGCUGCGGCGCCCCGACGCAUGGACCCUCAGUCAGCGCCGCUUUCUGCGCUCCAAGCGGGCAAGCCGUUAGGCCAGCACUCGUGUCCCUCGGGCGGGAGGCUGUCUCUGCCUGCAGUGUCUCUUACUGGCAUAAGCAAAGACGUAGACCUGGCGAAUGGAUGCGGGUGUGAUGAAUCGGAUGUGUACCUCAGCAUGUACGGGAGGAGUCCGGCUGGAGACUCCACGAGCACUCGCGAGAGUGGAGGCAGCCUGUCUCCGCCCGCAAGCCACGGACGCGAAGGCAGCACGCCAGGGAGCUGCAGACAGUCGGAGCCACCGGUGGCUUUGCUCAGCCGUCUCGGGUAUUUGCCUUGGCCAGGCAGCGACCUAGGCCCCGAGAGCCGAGUUGUAGGACCUCACGAGUUGUCGAAGGAAGAGCAACUUUUAAACGCGUCCGAGGAGUCUGUCGGCGCCACUCAAGGCCUCGACCUGGGAGCGUGGGCGCCCGGAGCGGCGUCGACGGCGGUGUCGAGGAACCCCGAUCAAAGUGUGAACAUCCCCGUUGGCGACGGCUCGCGACUGCCCGUCCAGUCUCAGGAUUUGUGGGUUUUCUUGCCUGCGCUUCUCGACGCGCUGCGAGCGGGCCGGGACGUGGCGCGCGAGGCGGGAGGAGAUGCUGCUAAGGACUUGGGCGUCGGAAACGAAGCGCGGCAGGACGAGUGGACCAGCGCGAGAGGGCGCCACCGGAGUUUAGCGAGCUCUGUCCAGUCGCAAGGUGGCACGGCGAUGGGCGGGAUGUUGAAUCGGAGUGGGGCGUUUCCGUACGCGUUCGAUGGGUUUGGACCUGCCGCUCGGUCUGUGGGGACGGAGAGGCAGGGGGGACUGGCCGGCGGACAGCCGUUGCCGGGUCGCUGCGACUUGUUUUCGACGUCUCACGACGCGCUGAACGAGUUCCUGUUGUCCCUGACAUCCUCGCCGUCUUCGGCAGAUUCGCACUGGUGACCCGCCCACCAGCAUCCAUGGGCUUGGCCCGGUCAACGCACAGGCGCCCAGCUCACCUUCUGGGGCAACGCUUCCACCGCGCGCUCCUUGUACAAGUAUUCGUGUCUGACCCGUUUGUAUCACCAUGUGAGGGCCUGAGUUUUCGACGGGAAGGCGGUCGCUCGGCUGCGAAUUCCAUUUGAGGAGCGGACACGGAGGAGAUCAGGGACACCAGGGCUCCUCUUCAUACUGCUGACAAUGCGACACCGCGCUGUCAAUCUGUACGCAAAGGGAUUGCGGCGCUUCCGGGAUUUUUUGAGGGACGUACUGUGGGGCAUGGAGCGAACUGUGUGAGCGGGUGCCGGCUGCGAUCUUCUCGGGUCCUCCAAAUACCACUGAGAAGGUGUGUGGAGUUUCUUCGGGGCGCGAAAUAAUGCCUCGCUUUAUGUUGAGAUGAUGACGGUGGAACCUCUCAACCGGCAUCGAGGAACCAGUUGUUUCCGUUCGGCCUUUGUGUCUCCAGCCCAGCGAGAUAUCUUCGUAGACCAGGGAAUGACGACAGAGAGGAUGAAGUGGUUGACGCACACUUACUUGGGCUGGCGGGAGGCCAGCCGAGGCGGUCGCGGCGAAGCUUUUGCGGACUCGUCCGCCGCGCAUCGGCCUCCUCAGAAACAACAAAUUUUUCGUUCAAGGUGCGCAUACCGUUUUGCGUGAUGGAAAUCUUUCCUAGCAUGCGGUGAAGGAUCGUCGGGGAGAAGGCGGGCUUGGACCUUGUUCCAAAGGUUCUGGCCUGCUGUCGGUCUCGUGGCCGUCCAGCCAGGGAGAGUCGUCAGUUCAGCUAGGUCCAAUGCAGUUCUCUCGUGAGCUUGCUACCUCGAGUUUCUUCGUCGUGGGAACAAUUCUGUAUGUACCGAAAUGAAAAAACCAUGUGUAUUGCCGUCGCGACGUCGCCUCUAAAGUGCGUCGCCGAAUCUUCCGCCGCGGGUGUCUGUCGUGUCCUCGCGAAUCGUCUCAAUGUGCCUGUACACCUGGCGCUGCCAGACCGGCGCCCGUCGGGAAUCUCUUGCGGCAUUUCUGAAACCUCUUUUGAGCAGCGCAAAAGUGUUUGCCGUUGCACGCACGAGCUACAUGCCGGCGUGUGUUGAUGUUAAGGUUUACCCUGGAAGGCAUCAAUAGGCGGGCAGGUGCGUUGCCUCUGUUGCGCGUCUAUUUUUCAAACGGGGGGCUCAAGAACAGUGCCCUCUCGAUGGUGUGUAUGUUUGGUGCUCGGACGGGCGCCAAGACCCGCGACUUGGUCGUUCAAAGUCGCUCCGGUGUCGACUGUUUGUCUUUUGUUUGUGGACGCUUCGGCGGGAAAGUGUGGCUUGUGUCUGCCACCGGCGGCGGGAGGGCAUAGCAAACUUUCAUUGGGUGUACAUCCGCGUUAAAACCGUUCUGUCUCUUCGGGACCUGUCCAAUUGUGUUCGGCCGUGCGUGUCAAUGUGGGCUGGGUGUCUCUUGUGACCUGGAAGAACAUCCAGCAGACGACCAAGACCGGAGUAGUAUCGACGGUGGUAGUGAGAUGUGUCUUGGGAAGACAAUGUGCUAGUUGGGAAUCAAACGUAAAGUCUAAACUAGCUUCUGUGUCGUGAGUCCGUUGGACUUUCGACGCACACGCGCAAAGACGCGCAGGAAAAAAGCAUGGAGGGGAUCGAGGCCGAGUGCCUCGCACAACUUUUAUUUUUUCCAGUGUGUUUCAUGUUUCAUCAGCGGCAUCUACGCAUGGCUCUCCAAUUGGCUCGGGGACUCGGGUUCCCUAAAACGGACCGCAGCUUCGGGACUUCAUUGCGAAAGGCUGCCACGGAUCUCUGUGAGAGCGCGCGGCGGCGAGGAGCCUGUGAAGUGGUGCUACGGGAGGGAGAAUGUAGGGACUGAGGAGCUGGCGCGCAAUUGCCAAUGAACAGGUUGUGGUGUCUCGGCUCCGCCCCGCGAAAACGGUCCGUGGUACACGGCGGGGUCAAAGGGUCUUUGUCAUGUCCACGUUCAGUUCUUCGUCACAAAAUGACAGUGUGGAAACAAACCGUUUUGGAUGUGUUUAUUUCACCACGCGUGCCAAUGUGGAACGUGCAUGCACGGUCUUGGAGGUUGAUUUGACAAUGUAGCAUCGCUUUUGUGUCAGCUGCGAUUCUCCCGAAGGGCGUCUGCUGCCUUGUCGGUUUGACGCGAUGCGUUCGUCUACAGAGUCUUGGGCGCACGGACAGCUGGGUUCGCGCCUCAAAGUGCAGAAACGCUCUCAGGGUUCCAGGCCCCAGUCGAGAGGUCCUCGCAGAGAGGCCUUCUGUUCAAUGUCGGAAAAGGACUCAAGUCAAGAAAGGUUGACUGGCAUUCCGGCGGUCAACAACGUGCGUGACGUUGGUGGGGCUGCGUGGUGGGGGCUCUCUAGGGGAGUGGUGAGGGAAGGCGUAUUGUAAUGGAACUUCGAAAUUCUCGCGACACAGUUGCCGCCACUGGUUGCCUCAGACGUUCUUUUGCGGAUACACAUGAAACGUAGCCGAUGGAAACAGAUGCCACAGAGAGACAGUGUCCGGCCUUGCUCAAAGCAAAAGGAUACCGCGACACUCCAGGUUCCUCCUUGUACCCUGGGGGGAUCCGUGCGUGGAAGCCUGUAACCAGGAAAAUGCCGCGGGGUCUUUAAGCAAAUGACUGGGCUCAUGAAAUCGAACUGAUCCUGGGUUUUCCUGACGGGAGAGAAGGUGGCAGUGUGCUCAGACAGUGACUGUGAUUACGGAGGCACCUCUUCGAGGUUAUUCUCUAAAGCACGAAGCGGUUGAGCAAGGAGGCUUUCUCUGUUACGUCUUCGUGGCGUGGUAGUGUGAGGUGACACACCGACCCGCAGGGAAGAAACAGGCGGCGCACGGCCAAGUGAAGCUGAAAGGGAGAAAACGUGGAAAAUUGUUGACUUUUAGCCGUCCAGCAGGUUUCCUAUCUAUGUUCGUAAAUUGUGAUUUCGAUGAGCCCUUUUUCGAUGUGUCCGGCGUUCCCCUCCGACGGGGGCCACUCUCGUGAACACCCCACACAACAAUUUGACAUGUCUGUUUCCGGUGUAUUUGUUGCAUUCAUGUGGGGGUGGUGUCGUGUCCUCUAUUCGGGAUCGGGAAAAGUUCGAUGAUGCUGGAGGGUGAGCGGGGGAGUAGCCAGGCGAGCUCCCUUUCUUGUGGCUGUCGACAUGUGAGUAUCCACACUACCGCUUAAGGUCGUCGUUGCGAAAAGUUUGCCUUCUAUUCUGUCCGGCGUGUUCGUGGUGCCGCUUCUCCUUGUUUCUCGAUCUUCAACGUGCGUGGCUGCGCUGCGUAUUUGUUUGCAGAUGUGUGUAUGCUUCUGAGUUGUGCGGUGUGUCGGGAAUGCAGUGCCAGCGAAGAGUUAGACUGCGCACAGUGUCGUGGCACUUUGGCAGAAAGGUGGAGUCGACUUCUAUGCCACUUUCCGGUUCUGCAAAGUAUAGGGUGUAUUUUUAGUCGGCGUCGUCCUCAACUUCGUGUUUCUCCGUUCCUCGACAAUUCUCCGUGUGUGGCUGCCCGGGUGGCGCGAGGCUACAGCCCGCACGCGGGUGUAUUGUCUUUUUACGAGUGUGGACCUUUCUGUGUCGCUAGGUGCGUAUCUGCAUUUCUAUGUCAGGAGGCAAACGGGUGUGGGAGUUUGCCAGGGAGGGGAGGCGCCUGUGGUGUGCCUCGUGGAGCUGCAGCAAGCCGAGCGGGACAGCCUGCUCGCUGGCUCUUUGCUUCCUUUGCAAUAAUGGUGUUGUUCGUUGCGCACUGCGUCGGAUCAGGUGUGCGAAUCUCUCUCGUGUGGUGGCGUGUCAUGAGAAAAAGAUCGAAACGUCUUUUUUACGUUUUUCGUUGUGCUUCGUGACGUGAAAGCGUCCCGGGGGCAAUUUUGACCUCAGAGCCCUGGAUGCAAGAACCUGUUUUGUGACGCUGAAAGUGGGCGCGGCGGCACUGAGGCCGUGCGACCUUCAGCCAAAAGUCGUUAGGGCGGUUUUCGAGGACUCACAGGAAACCGUGGCUCUGUUUUGCGGAGAAAACAGUUGUCCUCAAAUUGAGAGACCCAGCUUGGCGUAACCACUCUGGAGACUUCG
Messenger RNA from Toxoplasma gondii ME49, 7836 nucleotides. RefSeq lists its product as hypothetical. The record is from RefSeq and is a predicted model, not a curated record. Bases 1290 to 3743 code for a protein of 817 amino acids. NCBI's taxonomy places the organism in Eukaryota, Apicomplexa, Conoidasida, Eucoccidiorida, Sarcocystidae. The transcript is spliced from 4 exons.